Messenger RNA from Ceratina calcarata, 2213 nucleotides. RefSeq names its product DNA polymerase alpha subunit B (gene DNApol-alpha73). Gene Ontology annotation, molecular function: DNA binding. The record is from RefSeq and is a predicted model, not a curated record. The coding region runs from base 648 to 2132 and encodes 494 amino acids. Gene Ontology annotation, cellular component: alpha DNA polymerase:primase complex. Lineage: Eukaryota; Metazoa; Arthropoda; Insecta; Hymenoptera; Apidae. Gene Ontology annotation, biological process: DNA replication; DNA replication initiation. The transcript has 5 exons.
UUCAAUUGUACAGGUUUUUUGUUUCCUGUUUUAAUUAUUGUGUGCAUGCAUAACGAGUACAAAAAUUUAUUCGUAUAUUAGCGUUUAUGUUUAAGAAAAUCAUUUAGGAUUAAAAAUAUCUAAGUGAGACGUGCAGUUCGUAGAUUAAAACGAAAUGCUAAGGCUGCAUUUUUCACCGAAGUAUACCUGUAUAGCUAGAAUACGAGCAGGCUACUUUUACGAUUUGAAAAGCAGCUCGGUCCCCUUAUUCUUUCUUUCAAGAGAAAAGGUCUCUACCCCUGUAAUGGGUUUAGACACUGUUGCCAGAUUUGUGAAACUAUCCAAAAUACAUACAUACACCUACUUAUUUAUUCUUCAUAAAGAAUAUCCGUCGACUAGUUGCAUGCAAUACGAAGUAAAACAACAAAUAUUAGAUGAAUCUAGUCAUUGAGAAAGUGAUAUAGUACUUGGAAACGGCAGAUUUUCAGUGUUAAACCUUAACCUUGGAAUUGGAAUGAUUUACGCCGUUCUGGCAACGCUGUCUCACAUUCUUUAUGCUCGAUCUAUGGUCCGUAGUAAGGUAGCAAUGACGUAAGGUUUCUACCUGAGAUUCUUAUUCUUCGUAUAGUGUUUUCGAAUCGUACUUCACAAAAUCAUAGGAAAGAUAGAUGAGAACUGAAGCUCAUAUUAUUAUGACCGUUUCAGUUGCUAACUACCAAACAACGUCGACGUCGAGUAAAAGGGCAAGGAGUCUGUCACAGGAGACAGAAAAUGGUAAUAAACUGCGGGCAGUGGACCGAGACUUUACAGCGUCGACUUAUGAGCCAUCACCAAAUAUACCUAAUCGCGCUCCAAGCAUAACUGUUCGGGGAAAGAUUCUUUUGAGUUUCGGGCUGAAAGUUGAUAAAUGGAAGAAGGAAAAUGAAGAAUUAUCGAUCCUUAAAGCCGAUGUACCUCUCGUGCCUCAUAAUGUACAAUACAUGUAUGAAAUGCUUGAUAGACAAAGACAACUAAUGGUAGAAAGGUGCGAAACUUUCGGGCGGCGUCUGUGCGAAAUUUGGAAACGCACGGAACCCGAAGAUUCCGAUGUCCAUUCCGUAGAAAAUAUAAUGGCAAGGCCUGCCACACUGUUUAGGACGUACGGGAGAAUAUUCCUAAAGGCCGAGAAAGGCACUCAUAAGAAAAUCAUUCUGUUGGAAGGUUGUGAGCCAUUUAAGGGUAACACCAAGUCUACGGUCGUACGCAUGAAUUUCGAUAGGCUCAAAUCGUAUGCAAUAUUCCCGGGACAGAUAAUCGGGGUAGAGGGUAUUCUUAAUACAAAAGGCGUUUUAACGGCAACGCAGUUAUUUACAAAAGGGCACGUACGAUUAUUCGAUGCACCGAAGUUGUGCAAAGAUAUCAAGAUAUACGUCGCUGCUGGUCCGUUCACAUCUAUCAGUGAUUUGAAUUAUCAACCUUUAUGGGAUUUUAUGGAACGCGUUGCGGAAGAUGAGCCCGAUGUAUUGGUACUGAUCGGUCCUUUCAUGGAAGUGGAUCACCCCAACAUUAGGGAUUUAAGCGACACGUUUGGAGAUUUCUUUCACAAACUUCUGUCGAAAAUUUUACACUAUUUGCAAGGAAAAUUUACAAGAGUUAUUCUGGUACCUUCCUAUCGAGACGCGCAUCACGAUUCGGUUUUUCCGACACCGGAAUUUGUUCUUAACAGUAAUAAAGUCGGGCCGACUUCUACAAUCGUUCAUUGUAUGCCAGACCCUUGCAUAAUAAAUAUCAAUGGUUUGCACAUAGGAAUUACAUCCGUCGAUAGCCUUAAACAUUUCGGAUUAAAGGAACUUUCGUUCCAGUCUGCAACCGAUAGAAUCAGCCGUUUAGCUGACCAUUUGUUAUCUCAAGCUUCAUUCUAUCCGAUGUACCCUUAUUUUAAGGGAUUACCUUUUGAUAUAACUCUUUGGAAAGAAUACGGGUGCUUCCCUAAGCAGCCGCAUAUCAUGAUUCUACCGUCCGACAUCAAGUUCUAUUGUAAAUCAAUAAGCAAUUGUCUUGUCGUAAAUCCUGAACGUUUACAUAAGUAUAAUUACGCUAGGAUAUGCGUAAAACCUGUACGUAAUGAUACAUGGGAGCCGAAUGAUGUGUCUUGCGAGAUUGCUAAAGUCUGAUGAGGGGGUGUCGGUUAUAUAUGUUUGUACGCGAAGUAUUAUAACUUGAGAUACAUUAAAUAAAGCUGUUUCUUAUUUAAA